Molecule: messenger RNA, 3600 nt
Organism: Ochotona curzoniae (black-lipped pika)
Lineage: Eukaryota; Metazoa; Chordata; Mammalia; Lagomorpha; Ochotonidae
Gene: ESYT3
Product: extended synaptotagmin 3
Exons: 25
Coding region: 1320-3563 (747 amino acids)
Biological process (GO): lipid transport
Molecular function (GO): lipid binding
Source: RefSeq, a predicted model, not a curated record
CCAGCGGACAGAAGAACUUCCUUUCUGUCUCUCCUCCUCUUUGUAAAUCUGACUUUGCAGCAAAAAUUAAUAACUCUUUAAACAGAAGAAACGGAAGCGGAAAUGUACAUUGCAGGCCUGUCCUCGAUGCAAUGAAGGAGAAAUCGGUGACGCUGCCAGCCCACAUGGAGUGGACCCUGCAGGGAGCUUGCUGCUUUUCGGGCUGAGGACACCCAGACAGGUAAGGAGAGAGGUUCCUGUCCCAGGCCUCAGCUCCGUGGGCUCCUCGUGCUGGAAGGCGGAGCUGCCGCCAGGUGCUUCUGUUUUCCUUGUAAGGUUGAUUGGUAGGGUCCUCACGGCCACCCAGGCCCCUCCUUUCUCCAUCCCCCCAGGCCCUGUGCAGGGAGCUAGCCUUGACUCCACCAGCUAGAAAGUUGUACGCAAAGUGAGGGAUGUGCGUUGUGCAAGCAUUUCUGGGGCAAGGUCACCGUGGAAUUGUGGCGCUGCCCCCGGUGCUGCCCCGCGUGAGAUGAGGCCACCUCUUUAACCUCGUCCCCGCUCUUGUCUCUUGUUGGUCUGUGUCACUGCUCCCAGUCCGUGCUGCGAGGACAAAGAGGAAAUGAAAGGGACAGAGCUGCCCUCACCACGUCCGAGAACGCUGACAGAACUGCUCAGCCCCUCCCUCCCGUGCCCAGGGCCCCGCGUGACUCUCCCAUCAUGCCCACAGCACCUCCUCCAAGGGCCCCCCCAACGUCCUGGACCACGUUUAGCCCAGGUGACCACGUUUGCCCACGGCCUGGCAGAGAGGAGCGGUCUGUGGCGAAGGGUGUUCGUGCUCCUGGGCUCACACCCGGGGCAGCGCUCGCUGUGGCCCUGGACACCGCCUCCAGGCAGGUCUGUCCUCCCGUUGCUGCCUCUCCAGGUCUCCGUGGGGGUAAGUCCCGACCAGCAAAAGCCAGCAGUUAGCACAGCAAGGAAGACUCCACAGCCCAGGGUGCCCCCGCACUGCUCCCCGAGAGGCAGCUGGAGGACGCUGACCUGGCAGGGCAUUUGAGAGCAGGAUUGUGUACAGGAUUGUCUACAAGAGUUGGGGGCCUUUACCCUUCGUUUUGGCUGAGUGAUUCCUGCAAGGCCAGAGACCUUCGGAUCUGAGAAGCAUUCGCUGUUGGAAACGCUCAUCGCACGAGGCAAUCUUAUCCAGGAGGAGGGCGAAGCUAACAGGUCACAGGUGCUGUUUGUGCACGAGGAACCAGCCGGCUAAAGCCUCGAUCCACUUUCCAGACGUGGAGCGGGUCGAGUGGGCCAACAAGGUCAUCGCCCAGAUCUGGCCGUACCUCAGCAUGAUCAUGGAGAACAAGUUCCGUGAGAAACUGGAGCCCAAAAUCCGCGAGAAGAGUGCCCACCUGCGCACCUUUGCUUUCACCAAGCUCUACUUCGGACAGAAGUGCCCCAGGGUCAACGGCGUCAAAGCUCACGCGAACAGAUGCAACCGGAGACAGGUGACCCUGGACCUGCAGAUCUGCUACAUCGGGGACUGUGAGAUCAGCGUGGAGCUGCAGAAGAUUCACGCUGGCGUGAGCGGGAUCCAGCUGCAGGGCACCCUGCGAGUCAUCCUGGAGCCCCUCCUGGUGGACAAGCCCUUCGUGGGAGCCGUGACCUUCUUCUUCCUGCACAAGCCGCACCUGCAGAUCAACUGGACAGGCCUGACCAACCUGCUGGACGCACCGGGCAUCAACGAGGUCUCGGACAGCCUCCUGGAAGACCUCAUCGCUGCCCACCUGGUGCUGCCCAACCGCGUGACGCUGCCUGUGAAGAAGGGGUUGGAUGUGACCCACCUCCGCUUCCCUCUGCCCUGUGGAGUCAUCAGGGUGCACUUGCUGGAGGCGGUGAAGCUAGUCGAGAAGGACAACUUCCUGGGGCUUGGGGGCAAGUCGGAUCCCUACGCCAAGGUGAGCAUUGGCCUGCAGCACUUCCGGAGCAGGACCGUCUACAGGAACCUGAACCCCACCUGGAACGAGGUGUUUGAGUUCAUGGUGUACGAGGUCCCUGGACAGGACCUGGAGGUGGACUUGUAUGAUGAGGACCCCGACAGGGACGACUUCCUGGGCAGCUUGCAGAUAUGCCUGGAGGACGUCCGGACCAACAGAGUGGUGGACGAGUGGUUUGUCCUGAAUGACACAACCAGCGGGCAGCUGCACCUGCGACUAGAGUGGCUUUCCCUGUGCACUGACCAGGAAGCUCUGACCAAGGACCCUGGCGGUCUCUCCACUGCCAUCCUCGCUGUCUUCCUGGAGAAUGCUUGCAACCUGCCGACAAACCCCUUUGACUACCUGAAUGGUGAAUACCGGGCCAGGAAGCUCUCCAGGUUUGCCAGGAACAAGGUCAGCAGAGAGCCGUCCUCCUACGUCAAAGUGUCUGUGGGGAAGACAACUUGCACGAGUAAGACCUGCCCCCACAGCAAGGACCCCGUGUGGAGCCAGGCAUUCUCGUUCUUCGUGCGCGACGUGGCUGCUGAGCAGCUACAUCUGAAGGUGCUGGAUGACGCCCAGGAGUGUGCACUCGGAGUGCUGGACAUUCCCGUGUGCCAGGUCCUGCCCUACGCCGACCUCACGCUCGAGCAGCGCUUUCAGCUGGACCACUCGGGCCUGGACAGCCUCGUGUCCAUGCGGCUGGUUCUGCGGUUUCUGCGCAUGGAGGAACGCGAGUCGGGCAGCCCGCGCACGGGACCCGAAGCCCUAAAGAAAGGCCCUCUGUUCGUCAAGAAGGUGGAGGCCGAGCACAGUCCUACAGCCCCCUGGCAGGAAGGCGGCCCUGCACGUCCGCCACAGGCCCUGGCCCCUGCCCCUCCUGGCACCAAGCACGUCCCCAGGAUCCCCACUGCCACCAGCAAUUCCAGUGCUGCCGCCACCCCGCCCGUCCCCCGAGGGCCCGCAGGCAAGGACGGUGCCAGAGGGGUCAGUGGGCCCACUGGGGAGAAGAGCUCAGCCACUACCUUCCUGACGGUCCCAGGCCCCCACUCUCCAGGGCCCAUCAAGUCGCCCCGGCCCACGGAGCGCCCUGCCUCCCCAUUCGUGUGGCCGCCCAAGCGUCUGGCUCCCAGCGUGGCCUCGCUCAGCUCCCUGGCCUCCUCCUGCUUUGACCUGGCCGGCAGCCUCAGUGCCGAAGGCGAGGACGGCAGCCGGCGGCUGGGCGAGGUCCAGCUCACAGUGCGUUACGUGUGUCUGAGGCGCUGCCUCCGUGUGCUGGUCAACGGCUGCAGAAACCUGACACCAUGCACCAGCAGCGGGGCUGACCCCUACGUCCGCGUCUACCUGCUGCCAGAAAGGAGGUGGGCGAGCCGGAGGAAGACCUCGGUGAAGCGCAAAACCCUGGAGCCCCUGUUCGACGAGACAUUUGAAUACUUUGUUCCUUUGGAAGAAGUCAAGACGAGGUCACUAGAUGUGGCAGUGAAAAACAGCAGGCCGCUUGGCUCCCACAGAAGGAAGGAGCUAGGCAAGGUACUGAUCGACUUGUCAAAAGGAGACCUGAUCCAAGGCUUUUGCCAAUGGUAUGAGCUGACUCCUGACGGCCAGCCCAGAAGCUGAGGAGCAGUGCUGCCAUGGCCAUGGUCAACUGUGCAUA